AUGGGUAAGCGCAAAAAGUCAUCGAAACCAGUAGUGAAGCGAGUUCAGCCAAAGCUGGACAAGCGGUUCGACUGUCCGUUCUGCAACCAACCGAAAGCCGUGGAGGUGCUCCUGGACCGAAGCACGGUGCCCAUGCGCGGGCGUUUAGAGUGUGGCGUGUGCGGGGCCAGUUAUCAGUGCGCUAUAAACAGCUUGAGCGAGCCGGUGGAUGUCUACUCGGACUGGAUAGACACCAUAGAGGAGGUCAACGCUGCCGAACCGGGAGACUCGUAG
Messenger RNA from Cyanidioschyzon merolae strain 10D, 273 nucleotides. RefSeq lists its product as hypothetical. Gene Ontology annotation, cellular component: transcription elongation factor complex. Gene Ontology annotation, molecular function: RNA polymerase II complex binding. Gene Ontology annotation, biological process: transcription elongation by RNA polymerase II. The transcript has a single exon. The record is from RefSeq and is a predicted model, not a curated record. NCBI's taxonomy places the organism in Eukaryota, Rhodophyta, Bangiophyceae, Cyanidiales, Cyanidiaceae. Bases 1 to 273 code for a protein of 90 amino acids.